AUGUUUGUGUAUCUAUCACUUUUUUUGAUUUAUUCGACACUUGCCCAAGAAACUAUCGACCCCUUUGCACCAAACGACAAGGACUCACUUCCACAAAAUAGGGCCAGACACCCCGUUUGGUUCUCUGAGAACAACAACACGAACGACAUGUUUCUCAACUUCUGUGGCGAGCCAGACGGCUUUAAUCUCACAAGGGACAUUACUCGUUCAUGUUUCACGAAUCCAUAUUUGGAGUCACUAAUUCUUCCAUCUGCGCUGAUGAUCAUCGUUUUCUUGAUUGUAGUUGUGGUAUUCAUUAUGUGUGGGUGUGUCCACUGCUGUUGUGGACCUUGUUGCAAAGCAAAAAUUGGAUUUCUCUGCCCUAAAGGAAGCAAGAACUACAGCAAUUGUGAGUGCAUGGCGUGCACCAUUGUCAGUGUAGUCGUAUUACUUCUCGUUAUUCCUUUCAUGGUAGUUGGGGUUGUAGGAAAUGCUAGUAUGACCUCUGCAUUCAAAAAAUUUGGAAACGUCUUCUUCAACACAUACGAUAAUGUCACCUUGGCUUUUGGUGCCACAAUGACAGAUAUAAUUAACAUCGACCUGACACCACUUCAAAAUGUGAGUACUUUCGACCCAACACUCUUCCAAGAAGCCAUUUCGAUGGUGAACUCUUUGAACACUUCGAUUAACACGAUAGACCCCUACAUGAAUUCUUUGAAAACUGGAGUUGAUUAUGUGUAUAUCAUCAGAGAGGUUCUUGUUGACCUUGUCUUCUUUCUGCCUAUUAUUGCGUUUGUGUUAUACGUGUUUGGUGCGUUUUGUAAGUGCUACAAGUGUGUCAUUCCAAUAUUCCCUUGUGCACUUGUGUUUGGGUCCUUUGCGAUAAUGAUGGUCGCUUUCGAGUACCCGAUCGUCACUAUUGUCGCAGAUGUCUGCGUUUAUGCGAUCGACAAUUACACAACCACUACCACUACCGACCAAAACAUUGGUAAAAUACUCUCUGUGUUUACUGACUGUCCAUCGUCACCAUUACAAGACAUGUUGAAUCAAUACUUUGAAGUCGAGACACAAUUGGUUGAUUCUGCGUUGCAGAUGUACGACCAAGUUUGUGUUGGUGGUAUUGAAAAUCAAACCAAAGUAUUUAGGUACAAUCCGGAAGAUUACAACAAGUGCACAGGCCUAAGUAAUAAUGGCGCUUGUGUUAUAGCAGUGAAUAUUACAGCAACCACAGUCAACCAAAGUCCUGUCAAUUGUCCAGAAGCUGGUAAUAUAACAACUAUUGCGGGGGUUGGGUAUCUUCUUGGAAAUAUUAGUGUGUCGGAUUUUAAAGUCUACUUUGUGUCUGCAGCUGCGACAACGUUAACCGACCCAGUGAGGUGCGAGUUCCCAACAUGGCAGACCAGUUCAGAAGCCAGUGGAUUUGUGUUGACCAAUGUCAUUUGUGAUUGGCCAUCAAACAAGACUGUCGCUGAGUGUUCCAAGACAUGUCCGGAUGAGUACAAAUCGUACAUGGGCACGAUUUAUUCCCUUGUAUACACUAUACAAGAAAUAGGGAAGUUGAUCACAUCAAUCAACACUAACAUUGUGCCUCAAAUCAACUGCAAUGCCGUUGCAUACAAAGUUGUGGACAUCAAAGAGGCAGUUUGUUAUGACAUCAUCUCAUACGAACCACCUCUCAUCAUUGGCUUGGUUGGGUUCUGCGCUGUGCUGAUGGCGUUGUUUGGAGUUAGUAUUGUUUCUAUCAAGAGGUUUAAUAAGAGGAACUAUGAGGAACUUUGA
Messenger RNA from Entamoeba invadens IP1, 1758 nucleotides. RefSeq lists its product as hypothetical. The record is from RefSeq and is a predicted model, not a curated record. Lineage: Eukaryota; Evosea; Mastigamoebida; Endamoebidae. The transcript has a single exon. Gene Ontology annotation, cellular component: plasma membrane. Gene Ontology annotation, molecular function: volume-sensitive chloride channel activity; intracellularly calcium-gated chloride channel activity. The coding region runs from base 1 to 1758 and encodes 585 amino acids.